CUGGCAGGCACCCACACUGCAGAGCUCUGCCCCACGGCAUGGGAAGGAUGUGGGCACCCGCGUCUGGGCCCUGGGGCACAGCAGGGAUCUGCGGCUGUGCUGAGCCAGCCCUGACUGCGCAGCUCAUGGGCUGCAGGGGGGGGGCACACAGGCAGCUGGACCAGGAUUGGGGCCGGGGGCACACCAAGAGGCAGAAGGUGGUGCCAGGAUGCAUCCCAGCCCUGCUUACCCUUCUGCCCCAGGCCAAGGGCAUGUCCGAGGCGGUGAACAGCUCCCUGACCACACACGUGCUGAACACGGCCACGGGGCUGCCGGCCGCCGGCCUUGCCCUCAGCCUGGCCCUGCUGCAGGAGCCGGGGCCGCAGUGGAUGGAGCUGCUGCAGAGGUGCACGGAUGAGGACGGCCGCUGCCAGCUCCUCCUGGCUCCAGGGCAGGCCAAGGCUGGCACCUACAAGCUGCACUUUGACACAGCAGCAUACUGGCAGCGCCUGGGGCACGAGAGCUUCUACCCCUUUGUGGAGGUUGUCUUCAUCAUCACAGACCCGGCCAAGAAGCUGCACAUCCCGCUGCUGAUCAGUCCCUACUCCUACACAACGUACCGGGGGAGCUAGGGGACAAGCACAGCCUUUCUCUCUCAGGGACACAGGUCACUGGGGGGGAAUUAUGCCACCAACACCAUUAAAGGCUUCAAACAGCAA
Messenger RNA from Neopsephotus bourkii (Bourke's parrot), 698 nucleotides. Its product is annotated as 5-hydroxyisourate hydrolase-like. The transcript is spliced from 3 exons. Gene Ontology annotation, molecular function: hydroxyisourate hydrolase activity. NCBI's taxonomy places the organism in Eukaryota, Metazoa, Chordata, Aves, Psittaciformes, Psittacidae. Bases 39 to 611 code for a protein of 190 amino acids. The record is from RefSeq and is a predicted model, not a curated record. Gene Ontology annotation, biological process: purine nucleobase metabolic process.